CCACCACACACACACAACAACACACUCACAAAUCCAUCUCUCUCUCUCUCUCUCUCUCUCUCUCUCUUCCUUCAUGUUUUUGCCCCAUUAGUUCUCUCCUUAAUGUUUUUGCCCCUUCAAUUCUGUCCUUCAUAUUAUGGUUUUCGAUGUCAAAAAGUCCCCGUUUGGAGCUACAAAGAGGAUCGGAACCUUCCUUCCUCCAAGUCUUAGCUCUCAAACCCUAAUACUAUCAUAAGGCGGUACUGAAUCAGAAUCUCCGGGGAAAUAGGAACAGAAAAUCUCCAUAACCAAAACCAACGGGCACAUCCUCCGACACAGAAUCAUGAAACCGAUAAUCGACCUGGAAGUCGAAGCUUCGUCAGAAAACGGCCAUUCAGACACAAGCAGUCGAGUAGCUUCGAACUUGUCCGUUCAAGGAACCUUCGCCGUCGUCGGCGAUGAUUUCAGAGCAAUCUGCAACUCAUCAUCAGACCCAGAAAUCUCUCUGAAUCUGAGUCUCAGUUUCAGCAACAACGGUGGCGCAAACCCAGAAGAAUCUUCAUCUCUAGUAGGACUUCCGUUAUCGAGCACGAGCGAGAGCAGCAACAACACGACCGAACAACAACAACAACAACGACCCUCUGGUUCGAAGAGAGUCUUCUCCUGCAACUACUGCCAGAGAAAGUUCUUCAGUUCCCAGGCUCUCGGAGGUCACCAAAACGCUCACAAACGCGAGAGAACGCUCGUCAAACGGGCGAUGCGGAUGGGUCUAGGCAUCUUAAACGCCAACGGCUACUCCGCGAUAUCCUGCCUUCCCUUGCACGGAGGCAGUGCCGCCACGAUGUCGUUUAGGGCUCUCGGUAUCAAAGCUCACUCGUCUUCUCACCGCGACUUUGCAAGGCCCAAGGAGCUGAUGACGACGACGACAGCAGCCAGGUUCGACCAGGGGUAUUUCCGUAAUUGUGUACCCUUGUUCGUGGAGGACGGCAAGGCUGAGUUGAUUUGGCCGGGGAGUUUCAGACGAGAGGAAUCGGGUAACGAGAGCUCGGCCCGUAGGGGUGGAGGAGGAGAAGGAAAAGCGGUUUUCUUGGAGGUCAAGCAACCGGUGGAGAUGGAGAACUCUGUGCUGGAUCUUACUUUGAAGCUCCGAUGAAUUCUCUCCCCUUCUCCCUUUUUUUUUAAUUUUCUUUUUUUUUUCUAAAAACCUGGCUUGUCUUAGCCCUACAACUAUUUUUUAUGUACAGAGGGAUUGGGUUUUUUUUUUUUU
Molecule: messenger RNA, 1246 nt
Organism: Tarenaya hassleriana
Lineage: Eukaryota; Viridiplantae; Streptophyta; Magnoliopsida; Brassicales; Cleomaceae
Product: zinc finger protein 4-like
Exons: 2
Coding region: 323-1132 (269 amino acids)
Biological process (GO): negative regulation of abscisic acid-activated signaling pathway
Source: RefSeq, a predicted model, not a curated record